Molecule: messenger RNA, 3795 nt
Organism: Pyricularia grisea
Lineage: Eukaryota; Fungi; Ascomycota; Sordariomycetes; Magnaporthales; Pyriculariaceae
Exons: 5
Coding region: 696-3401 (901 amino acids)
Cellular component (GO): cell periphery; cell septum
Molecular function (GO): chitin synthase activity
Source: RefSeq, a predicted model, not a curated record
CGCUGGGACUGCGAUCAAGUUCCGAAUUCCCGCCAGCCGCCAGCAUCGAGCUCGGACGUCAAACCACCUCUUUCUAGGGUGCUUACGGCAAAGCAGGUCAUAAACCACCUAAUUACAUACAGCAGUACCCUCUAUGCUGGGGGUGGUGAUUAAUUGCCUGGUUUGAACUUCGAAACCACCGUUCCUCUUUGACUGCUCCCGCGUCAAUCUUUGACCUGUUCAGACGUGCCGACGAAUCGCCUCCUGCAUCAACUGGCAGUUAUUCUUAUCCCUAACUUUACGACCAAGAAUCCGCGAAUAGGCGUCGCUGCUGGGGAAUUAAUUAGAUAGGUACCCAUAAGUACCACGUACCACAACAGGUCGCCAAGCAUAGCCGAAAAAAUAGGGGCUCAAACCAACCGCGGCUGACGGGCAAGCGUUGAUUCAUUCGUCCCAUAACCUGCGUGGCGCUUCCAACGACAAUACGCGGCGCACAUUCCCACCUAAGGGUUCAAGCAUCCAGAGACAUUUUACAUUCAGGCGCGAGAAUCCUGCUGUCAGUCACGUCGCCUGGUUUGCGACUGGUACGACAACUCACGCCCAGCCGCUCGUCAAAUUCCAUUGUUUCGACAUACCAUCCUAGGUAGUCGGUUCUCUGCGCAAAGAGAAGAAAAGAAGCACGCGUUGGCGUUUACGCUUCAUCCAACACAUCAACAAUGGCGUACAAUCGUUUAGACGACGAUUACUUCGAUAACCGCCGCCCAAUGAACAACCGCCCGCCACCUCACCGGACGCCUUCGCCGGGUCAUCCUCUCCAGCAUGGCUACCAGUUGGACGAUGCGCCGUACGGCAGGCCAGGGAUGAACAAUGCCAGCAACCUUGAUAUCCCAAUGGGCCCCGGAAGACAUACGCCUAGCGACCAGCUUCAACUUCACACGGCACACUCGAUGGCGAACAUGAGUGAGGUAGGCUAUCAGCAGCAGCCUGGUGGCUACAGGGAAGAGUACUCGGUCAAUCCCGAGCAGCAUCAUGAUGCAUACUAUAACCCGACAUAUACUCCUACGCCAAACGAAGGUCAAACUCCCUACGGCGAACCGGGUUAUGACCAUGAUGGGCGGCCACUUCUUCCACAGCAGGAUUCGUAUGGCCGAUACUCAGACAAUCCUCAACAACCGCAGCAGCAGGGUGGGCUGAAGAGAUGGAAGACUGUCAAGCGAGUUCCGCUCUACAUGGGAAACCUGGUGCUGGACUGCCCUGUGCCCCCAAAGCUCCUUAACCAGUUUCCUCACGGAGAGCGGGACGAGUUCACGCACAUGCGCUAUUCUGCAGCCACCUGCGACCCCAACGACUUCUAUGACGAGAAGUUCACUCUCCGUCAAAGGUUAUUCAGCAAACCGCGUGAAACAGAAUUGUUCAUCGUGGUCACCAUGUACAACGAAGAUGAAGUUCUUUUCGCCAGGACAAUGAUUGGUGUCUUCAAGAACGUCGAGUACAUGUGCAAACGACCUGAGAGCAAGACGUGGGGAAAGGAGGCAUGGAAGAAGAUCGUCGUCUGCAUUGUUAGCGAUGGUCGCGCCAAAAUCAAUCCCAGAACCAGGGCGUUACUAGCCGGUUUGGGUGUGUACCAAGAGGGUAUUGCCAGGCAGAACGUCGACGACAAGCCUACCACGGCGCAUAUCUAUGAAUACACCACACAAAUCGGCAUGGCUCUCAAGAACGAUGUGGUUCAGCUGUUGCCACGCCAGCAGCCUGUGCAGCUUCUGUUCUGCCUGAAAGAGAACAACCAGAAGAAGAUCAACUCUCACAGGUGGUUCUUCUCGGCAUUUGGUCGUGUUCUGAACCCAAACAUAUGUGUACUUCUCGACGCUGGAACCAAGCCAGGUGGUAAUUCUAUCUAUCAUCUGUGGAAAGCUUUCGACCUCGAGCCCAUGUGCGCCGGAGCCUGUGGCGAAAUCAAGGCUAUGUUGGGUACGGGCGGCAAAAACUUGUUCAACCCCUUGGUUGCAGCACAAAAUUUCGAGUACAAGAUGAGUAACAUCCUGGACAAGCCGCUCGAGUCUGCCUUCGGAUUCAUCUCAGUCUUGCCCGGUGCCUUUUCGGCCUACCGCUACAUUGCGCUGCAGAAUGACAAGAACGGCCAAGGUCCAUUGGAGAAGUACUUUGCCGGUGAGAAGCUUCACGGUGCAGGUGCAGGAAUCUUCACGGCGAACAUGUACCUUGCCGAGGAUCGAAUUCUCUGUUUCGAACUCGUAACGAAGCGGAACUGCCAUUGGAUUCUCCAAUAUGUCAAGUCGGCAACUGGCGAGACGGACGUGCCAGACACGGCUACAGAGUUGAUUCUCCAGCGGCGUCGUUGGCUGAACGGCUCCUUCUUUGCCGCCAUUUACGCCAUCGCCCACUUCUAUCAGUUCUUCCGCUCUGACCAUUCAUUCUUCCGAAAGAUCGCCUUCUUCAUCGAAUUCACAUUCAACACGAUCAACAUGAUUUUCGCAUGGUUCGCUAUCGGCAACUUCUUCCUGGUUUUCAAGAUCCUUACUACUAGUCUGGGCGACGAUACCUUGUUGGGGACCACGGGUAAGAUCCUGGGAGUCUGUUUUGAAUGGCUUUACGGCGUAUCCUUGAUCACUUGCUUCGUGUUAGCCAUGGGCAACCGUCCUGCGGGAUCUGGGCCGUACUACUUGGCAAUGAUUUACUUCUGGGCUAUCAUUUUCUGCUAUCUUCUCUUUGCUGCCGUAUUCAUCUCCGUCAAGGCGAUAAUGGCGGACGCUCAGCGUGGUCUCUCAGUACCUGAGCUUCUUAAGGACCAGGUCGUAGUGACUCUGAUUUUGUCCAUCAUGUCCACAUACGGCAUCUGGCUGAUCGCCUCGCUCAUGAUGUUCGACCCAUGGCACAUGUUCACUUCUCUAGUGCAGUACAUGCUGCUCUCGCCGACCUUCACCAAUGUGCUCAACGUUUACGCCUUUUGCAACACCCACGAUAUCUCCUGGGGUACGAAGGGUGACGAUAAACCAGACAAGCUACCUUCAGUCAGCACCAAGGACGGAACAGGAAAAGCCGACUUGCCAGACGAGGCGGAUCUCAACACUAUGUACGAGCGCGAACUUGCCGUGUUUUCACAUAAAUAUGUUGAGGAAAAGAAGGCACCCACUCCCUCACAGCUUGAUGAGAAGCAGUUGGACUACUAUCGAGGUGUCCGUACAGUUGUCGUCCUUCUUUGGAUGGUGACGAACUUCGGCUUAGCCGCCGUUGUACUAUCGACUGCCGGUCUGGACAAGAUCACACCCAACACGACCGCGGAAAGCAAAGAACAGCGUUCAACUAUCUACAUGGCCGUAGUGCUGUACAGUGUCGCCGCAUUAUCUGGGUUCAAGUUUAUCGGAGCCAUGUGGUUCUUGGUUGUUCGCAUGUUUAGGGGCGUUUAAGUAACCUUGCUCCCCUGAUUAUGAGGGUUGUCACGAUGACGAAAUGACUUGUUCAUGUUUUUUUUCUUUUUUUCUUUUUUCACUUCUGUUUCGCUCGCGGCUGGCUUGAUGCUUGAAUCCGCACCGAUCCUACCAUAUUUCACACACCUGUGCCACGUUCUCAGUAAUGGGAAUCAAACUUGGUACAUCUCACUAUAUUGAUAUCCUUUUCCUUUUUGCUUUCCGCGUCUGCAGUAUUUGGUUUUGUAUCAAGACUUUUGUUUUCUACCAGCGCGUUUGGAAUAAUACCCUGUCAAGACCAUGGGUCAAGUAGCUAGAUACAAAGCGAUUCUCACUUGGAACUAAAACCAUAUCCUGACCCAAUAUUGUGAAGAAAAAGAGAGAGAAAAAAAAA